CCGUGUGAUGCGUCUGUAAGAGAAGGGAGGGAAAAGCAAACAAUUCAAAAUGGGAGACAAGGAUAGUGUGGAAAAGUACCUGGAGAACAAUCCCCAGUUCGCUAAAGAGUACUUUGAUAAAAAGUUGCGCCCCGAAUUAAUCUCGACAGCAUUCACAGAAAAUCUUGAGAUCAAAGAUCCGACUUCGUUCAAAGAUAUCUCCCAAAUUCAGGAGGCCAACCUCAUCUUUGACCUUGUCAAAGAAAUGCAAUCAGAAAUCGUUAUGGAAAAAGCAUUGCACAAGGUCCUGCAGAGAGUUUGCAUGAUUUUGAACGCCGACCGGUGCAGUUACUUUGAUCUUCGAUCUAGAAACGGAAUACCUGAGCUUACAACGAUGCUCUUCAAUGUCACCCCUAGCACCAAAUUUGAGGAGAACCUUGUCAACCCCACUGGUGAGAUUGUGUUUCCAAUCGAUAUGGGUGUAGUUGGAUACACAGCGCAUUCCAAAAAGAUGCAAAACAUUCCGGAUGUUACCAAGAAUAACCGCUUCAGUGACUUUGUGGACAAGCAGACAGGAUACAAAACCAAAAACAUGCUCACAUACCCCAUCAUGGCUGACAAAGAAUGCCUUGGUGUUGUAAUGGCACUAAACAAAAUUGGGGCCGAAGAAUUCUCAAAAGCCGACGAGGAACUCUGGAACAAGUACAUGGUCUUUGCACACGUCAUUGCCCUGCAGCAUCACACUGCAUAUAUGUUCAACGUGGAAUCCAGGAGGAGUCAGGUACUUCUGUGGUCUGCCAGCAAAGUGUUUGAAGAGUUGACAGACAUUGAGAGACAGUUCCACAAAGCUCUGUACACUGUGAGAAUCUACCUCAAUUGUGAAAGAUACUCUGUGGGCCUCUUGGACAUGACCAAAGAGAAGGAGUUCUACGAUGAGUGGCCAGUGAAGCUGGGAGACGUACCGCCAUACAGUGGACCAAAGACCCCCGACGGAAGGGAAGUCAUCUUCUACAAGAUUAUUGACUAUCUCUUAGAAGGACCCAAAGAGGAAAUCAAAGUCAUACCGGGACCUCCAAUUGACCACUGGGCCCUGGUCAGUGGGCUCCCCACCUAUGUUUCUGAGAAUGGCUUUAUUUGUAACAUGAUGAAUGUUGCCGCUGAUGACUACUUCACCUUCCAGAAAGAGGCUGUGGAUGAGUCAGGUUUCGUCAUCAAGAACGUCUUGUCCCUUCCCAUCGUCAACAAAAAGGAAGAAAUCGUGGGUAUUGCCACUUUCUUCAACAGGAAAGAUGGUAAACCAUUUGAUGAGCACGACGAACAGAUCACUGAGGCCCUCACUCAGUUCCUGGGAUGGUCGGUGCUCAACUGCGACACGUACGACAGACUGAACAGGAUGGAGUGGAGAAAGGACAUCGCCCAGGAGAUGCUCAUGUGUCAGAGCAGAUGCACUAACACUGAAAUGCAGAGUAUCCUGAACACAAAGGAGAAGUUUGAUGCCGAACCAGAGGACUGUGACCAGAAAGAGAUGUACAAGCUCUUGAGAUCGAACUGCCCCGUGGCCAUAGACGUAGACCUGCUGCUGUUCUCCUUCAGUGACUUCCCUGUGACAGAGCACGGCCUUAUCAUGUGUGGAAUUCGCUGCUUCUUUGAGCUGAAUGUGGUGGAGAAGUUCAAAGUGCCCGCAGAGACCCUGACCCGAUGGAUGUACACUGUCCGGAAAGGUUACCGUGACAUCACCUACCACAACUGGAGACACGGCUUCAAUGUGGGCCAGACCAUGUUCUGUCUUCUACAGACAGGCAGACUGAGGAAAUAUUACUCUGACCUGGAUGCCUUCGCCAUGGUGGCUGCUGCAUUCUGCCACGAUAUUGACCACAGGGGGACCAACAACUUAUACCAGACAAAGAGUGGAUCGCCUUUAGCCAAACUGCACGGAUCCUCCAUCAUGGAGAGGCACCAUCUGGAAUAUAGCAAGACGCUCAUGGCUGAGGAGAGCCUGAACAUUUUUGUGAAUCUCCAGAAGCGCCAGUUUGAGACUGUACAGCACUUGUUUGACGUCUGCAUCAUCGCCACUGAUCUGGCUUUAUACUUCAAAAAAAGAACAAUGUUCCAGAAUAUUGUGAACGCCACUGAGCCAAUGGAAACCGAGAAGGACAAAAUCGAGCACAUUUCCAACAACGCCAUCAGGAAGGAAAUUAUCAUGGCCAUGAUGAUGACAGGUUGUGACUUGUCUGCCAUCACCAAACCAUGGGAGGUCCAGAGCAAGGUGGCUCUAAUGGUCGCAGCUGAGUUCUGGGAGCAAGGUGACUUGGAAAGGUCUGUUCUCGAUCAGCAACCCAUUCCCAUGAUGGACAGAAACUGUGCAGCGGAGUUACCCAAGAUGCAGUGCGGUUUCAUUCAGUUUGUGUGUGCGUUCGUAUACAAGGAAUUCUCGAGGUUCCAUGUAGAGAUCACCCCAAUGUUUGAUGGGCUGAACAACAACCUAAAGAACUGGAAAGAGCUGGCCGACAUCCACGCCGCCAAGAUGGCGGCCAUUGAAGAAGAGAAAAAGAAGCUUGAAGCACCAGCAGUAGAGGAGGUAGCAGAGGUUGGAAAGUCCAAGACCUGCACCAUCGCCUAACCUCCUGGAUUGUGCCCCAGUCCCGGCCGUGUGGCAGAGGAUCCCUGGGCGCAGCAAGCAGUCAGUGGGGAGACCGUGUGAAGAUGUGUCCCUGUGUGGACUGACUUAAUCACUUCCCCUCAUUCUCAGGACUUGAUAAGCCAAUCCUGAUGGAUCGACACACUCAUCGCAGAUGUACCCGCAGCUCAUGCAUUACCAUAUCUUGACAGCGCACUUAAAGUAGAGCUUACCUUUCGCAGAUAACUAUAGGUACGACUUUAUCAACAACUAACAUAAUCCAAGUAAUGAAACAAACAUUACAUCUUAACAUCUGUCAAGUGGCAUAUACUGUAUUUAAUAUAUUUAGACAUGUAUUCUGUUCUGGGAAAUAUCUCCCUGGACAUUUGUAUCCAUACUCUGAUGAUCCAUAAAGAUAUUAGGGGGACAGUUCAGUGGGCAAACUUUUAUAACUGAGCUGUUUUAUUAGAACAGGAAAAACUCAAACUUCUCAAACUUGAAACUUGUUUUAGCAAAUGACAAUUGACUUUACCCGAGGGCUAAUAUAAUAGCAAUGCUCAAAAUGUGUACACACUCCUGAGCCUUGUGAGGUUGCAUUUAUGUUGAUAUGCAAAAGUAUAUAUUUUUUGAUUGUCAGAGAUUUUCUACUUCAUGUAUUUUACAAGUGGAGCUGAGUCAGUUCAAAGCCUAAGUCUUUAGAUUGUAUGAACUGAUAUGGUUCGAAGUCACAUUUGAGCAUCAGGUAUCCAUUGCAAACUUUGUGUUCAAUUUUAAACUGCACAUUUCCCCCAAUAACUUGAAAAUGUAAUAUAUAUGACGAUAAUAUAUUGGUGUGUCAUCAAUUGCAAUUCAAUCAUCUUUAAAAAGAAAAUUGAGAUGAUGCUACUGUAUCAUCUAUGUUUAUGCUCCAAAGAAAUGUAGUUCAUCGCAUAUAUGUAAAAUAUGUGAAAAUGAAACCUACAAUCCCCCCCUUCCCAAAUUGUUGUGCUUGCUAUUAGGAGGCAAUCCUUGGUAAGGCUCCACCAGCGUUGUAAAUAUCUCCAGGUACCUGACCAUAAGAUGAUUUGAUGGGAUUGAGUUUACUUGUCAGUCGGCUUUUGAGAUCUGCACAGCUUGAAACUUUAAAUACCCUACUUACUGUAGAUAAAGCAGGCUACCGAAGUCUUAUAUCUACUGUGUGUGAAAUGCACCAUGUUUGUUCGAUGGGGACAAGCCUGCAAUGUGGCCUCAGUCAGACCAAAGUUCCUCUUCUCUUUGUUUGACCAUUUGAGGCUUAUUUGAGGACCGGUGUAAAAAUGUAUUUAAGCAACAAUGAGAAAGUGAAUUGCAACGGGAUUUCCAUAAAGAAAACCUCCUUAGAAAUCCUGCCAAGCAAUCUCCUUUUGACCUACUGUAACAGGUGGCCAAGACAUCUGCGGAGACAUCCAUGAGUUGCCCUAAGCAGGAAACACAGGGCAGGCAAAGUUUGACUCCCUUGCUUAUGCAACGUGCCCUCAUUAAAUCAAUCAAGAGCAGUAAUCCAAUGAGGGUGGCUUUGACAGACACUCUUCAUCUUAAAUGGGUUCUCUGAAUUUCUGUUCCUAGAGGUGCUAGGCAGGGCAGGCUGCUUGGGUUUGGGCUCCACAAUGGGAUAAGGCGAACGGUAUGAGAAGCACUCUAUUCUGCGCGUACGUUUAAAGGACACAAAAUGUAUAUCUACUAAUUCUAUUGCGUUAUCAUUGAGAGAUUAGAAUUUGACAUUUGAUGUCUGAUGAAAGGAAUUCUACUGUAUGUACGUGUCAUGAGAUGUAACAUGAUAACAAAAUA
Messenger RNA from Oncorhynchus masou masou (cherry salmon), 4402 nucleotides. RefSeq names its product phosphodiesterase 6C, cGMP-specific, cone, alpha prime (gene pde6c). Gene Ontology annotation, molecular function: 3',5'-cyclic-nucleotide phosphodiesterase activity; protein binding. The transcript is spliced from 22 exons. Lineage: Eukaryota; Metazoa; Chordata; Actinopteri; Salmoniformes; Salmonidae. The record is from RefSeq and is a predicted model, not a curated record. Bases 50 to 2599 code for a protein of 849 amino acids. Gene Ontology annotation, biological process: visual perception; signal transduction.